Messenger RNA from Grosmannia clavigera kw1407, 2382 nucleotides. Its product is annotated as major facilitator superfamily transporter. Gene Ontology annotation, cellular component: membrane. Gene Ontology annotation, molecular function: transmembrane transporter activity. The record is from RefSeq and is a predicted model, not a curated record. Bases 1 to 2382 code for a protein of 793 amino acids. The transcript has a single exon. Gene Ontology annotation, biological process: transmembrane transport. NCBI's taxonomy places the organism in Eukaryota, Fungi, Ascomycota, Sordariomycetes, Ophiostomatales, Ophiostomataceae.
AUGCGAAACACGGGAGGAACGGAUGACGUGCCACCGGGAAAGAAGGCGUCACUGGGACCGGCUCAACGAAGAGACAACGCCGUGGUAACGACCCGAAAUCCUUAUAUGGUAUACCGAGCGGCGAGGGCCAACUCCAUCUCUCCACCCUCCACCCCAAUACCGGCUCACAUACCGUUGGCGGAUUUCUUGCCGAAGCUGCAUGAUCCUAGCCGAAACGAUGCCCCAAGUCUUACAACCAGCACAUUACCCGGCUACGAGACCAGUCCUUUGGAUCCAGGACCACCAGUGCUGCCACCUGUAGCCAUGCAGCUACAGCAACGAAGCAGUGAUGUGGCCAACCAGAACCCUUUAUCAUUGCGCCCUUCGCCCCUGCAGACGUCAUGGGCAACUGGUCCAAAGGCUCCAAGAACCGCUGAUGCACAGAUCAUGACAAAGUUGUCUUCUCUGGCCCAAGAUGCCCUUCCUCGCCCUCCUACGAGUAGUACUCGUCGACCGUCCAUCUCUUCUCACAUCGAUCUCGUCGAGGCUGCUGCGAGACUUAAACGAACGCACUCGUACCAAGGCAUGGUGCACGCCGUCGAAUCAUUGCACGGGGACGCAGUAGAAACACCAGGCACCGCUGGAGGAUUGGCUGAUGACGAAAUCACACAAGUUGGCGAGCUCGAGCCAGAGCCCGUAUUGCAGAUUGGGCACUACACCUACAUACGAUCAGAUUCCGACGAUUUCCGCAUCUCCCUGAUUCGAAAUGACGGUACCUGCUACUAUACAGCAACUCCAGUGGCUCGUAUGGGUAGUCGCCGUUUCAAAAAACACGAGCCGAGACCACCGGCAAAGAGCAUAGGCCCGUACGGCUUUUCGCGGGUGCAUGAGGCCUUGUUCGUGUUGGUGAUCUGUUUGUCACAAGUCUUGAUGCUAGUGGGAAUUGCCCAAGCUUUGGUUCCAGCUAAAAUCAUGGGCCAGUCGUUCCUAAACACCCGUCCCGGUGAUAUUGCUUGGUACUCGGCCGCGUACGGACUGACCUCUGGCACAUUCGUACUUCCCGCAGGAAGACUCGGCGAUAUUUUUGGCCAUAGCCGCCUUUUCAUCAUCGGGUUCGUCUGGUUCGCCGCCUGGAGCCUCAUAGCCGGGUUUUCAGAGGCUGUGCAGCGGGCAGGCGGCGCCGGAACUAUCUUCUUCGUCGUCAGCCGCGCUUUUCAAGGAAUCGGACCGGCCAUUCUUGUACCCAACGGGCAGGCUAUGUUGGGUCGCGCUUAUGCUCCCGGGACUCGCAAAAACGUGGUAAUGUGCCUCUUUGGAGCUGCUGCGCCUUUUGGAUUUGUUCUUGGCGCGGUUAUGUCGUCUCUCUUUGCCGAGCGUGCUUCGUGGCCGUGGGCUUUCUGGACGAUGGCUGCAGUUUGUGUCGCACUCGCUGCUGUAAGCGCGGGAAUUCUGCCGGCCGAUGCACCCCGAGAUGGCGACCAGAUGGUCUUGGCCGAUGAGGACGGCGAGGACAAUGAUGAUGUUGUCACAUCCAAGGCAAAGAACAGGAGAGAGUCUCUGUGGGUGCGGAUGGAUGCUGCCGGCAUGAUCUUGGGCGUCUCGGGCCUUGUUCUCAUCAACUUCGCCUUCAGCCAGGCACCCAUUGUCGGCUGGACGACCGCUUACACCUAUUUUCUAUUAAUCAUCGGCCUACUGGCCAUGUGUGCUUUUGCCUAUGUGGAGACGUUCCAGGCGACCCAUCCGCUUGUGCCGUUCGCAGCCAUGUCCGCGUCAACGAACUUCGUGCUUGGAUGUACGGCCACAGGAUGGGGCUGCUUCUCCGUCUGGGUUUACUACGCCGUAUCCACCAUGGAAAACAUACGCGGCUGGUCGCCGCUGCUGACGAGCGCGGCCUUUGCGCCUGCACCCUUGAGUGGGCUGGCAGCCAGUCUAUUGACCGGCGUACUUUUCAGUCAUCAUGUGAAGCCGCACUGGGUCAUGCUGAUCAGCAUGUGCGCCUUUUUUAUUGGAAGCCUAUUAUUUGCCACAGGUCCGCCGGGACAGCUGUACUGGUACAACUCCUUUUUCGCCAUUUUAAUCAUGCCUUUUGGCAUGGACAUGAGCAACCCAGCGGCCACCAUUAUGCUUAGUAAUAGCGUCGGCAAAACAAACCAGGGCAUCGCGGCCAGCCUUGUUGUGACGGUAGUCAACUAUUCGAUCUCGCUUGCGCUGGGUAUUUCCGGGACCGUUGAGGCAAGCGUGCUUGAUACCAACAAUUUGCUCCGUGGCUACAGGGCGGCGCAGUACUUUGGUCUCGGCCUUGGAGGUCUAGGAAUCCUGCUUGCAACCGCCUUCUUGUGCCAGAAUCGUUUGCGCGCAUCGAGGGCUUCACAAACGCCACGGGCAGAAAAGUCCACGCGCUAA